Messenger RNA from Scaptodrosophila lebanonensis, 1045 nucleotides. RefSeq lists its product as uncharacterized. The record is from RefSeq and is a predicted model, not a curated record. Lineage: Eukaryota; Metazoa; Arthropoda; Insecta; Diptera; Drosophilidae. Bases 49 to 711 code for a protein of 220 amino acids. The transcript has 3 exons.
GCGUGCGUGAGUCAAAAAUAAAAAAAAGAAAUAUAUACUAUAUUGAAAAUGAAAGCGUUCAUUGUCGCCGGUGUGUGUUUGUUCAGUGUGCUGAGCAUCGGUGCGGCUCAGUUCCAGAACGGACGUCUGGAACCACCAAAUCCUCAACUAUGCGCCCAGCGCAUCAUACACGAGAAGACACCCGAUGGCAAAGGUUACUUCUUCUCCUGGCGUGACCCGCAACUGAAGGGUGUUGAGGAGGAUUGGCUGACGGCCAGAAAUUUCUGUCGUCGUCGUUGCAUGGACUCCGUUUCGCUCGAGACUAGUUUAGAGAAUGAAUGGAUCAAGCAACGCGUUGUGGGUGAAAAUGUGAAAUACAUUUGGACCAGCGGUCGUUUGUGCGAUUUCAAGGGCUGUGAGCGUCCCGAUCUGCAACCCACGAACAUCAACGGCUGGUUCUGGACGGCUACACUGCAAAAACUGGCACCCACCACGGAGCGUUCCCAGGGCGAUUGGUCGCCCGCCGGCGGCAUCGGUCUGCCUCAGCCCGAUAAUCGCGAAUUCAAACAGAAUGGUGCCCCCGAGAACUGUCUGGCUCUGUUGAAUCAGUUCUAUAACGAUGGCGUCAACUGGCACGAUGUCGCCUGCCACCACAAGAAGCCGUUUGUCUGCGAAGAAAACGAUGCUCUGCUCAAGUAUGUCCGCUAUACGAACCCAAAUUUGCGUAUCUAAGCGAUAUCACAGCGGAGCUGGAGCGUUGAGCAGCGACUCCAAAUAAACCAAAAAUGAUAUUUUACAAGUGAGAAACCACAACAUUGUGCGGAUGAUGCAGCCAUCGUCCAGGCCUUGCUACUCCUCGGGGGAAUGACAAUGUCUCUUCCAUUUAUUGACUUUUUGCAUGCAUUUUUCAUCCAAGUACUCCUGUAUCGUAUUAUUGUACCGAUUUUUCAAGUCCCUUCGCUCUUCCUCAUUAAUUAGUGUAAUUAUUAAUUUUGUAUUAAUUUAUGAUUUUUUAAAUUAUAAUAAAACAUUUAAAAUGACGAAUAAUAAAUUCUAUAAAUACAAA